AACUCGUAGUUUAUGAAAUUAAUUGUUUGAUUCCCUCCUUUUCAUGAUUAUCAUCAGACGAUUUCGAUCUUAGUGAACCUAUCAUGUCGAUAUAAAUCCAUUCACAUGCAUGCAUGCAUCUGUUCAUUUUUUUUUAAUUUUAUUUUCGAAUCUUCUGUUGAUUAAUAAUAAUAUAAUAUAUCAUUGUUACAACAUGGAUAAAUCAUUUUUCGAAACGCCAUACAUCAACGAUGAUAAAACAUGUGCAACAUUCAAGUUUUUCUUUGAAGAUCACACGUUAGCUAAUGUUCUAAGGAAUCAAAUACUAGAGAAUCCAAACGUUGAAUUUUGUGGUUAUUCCAUACCACAUCCAAGUGAAGAAUAUUUUCAAUUACAAAUUCAAACACGUAAUGGUUUAAAUGUUUAUGAUGCCCUGUUGAAUGGUUUUGAAGAGCUAUCUAAACUUUGUGAUAAGACAAAAAAAUUAUUCAUAGAAGCUGUUGAUAAAUUUAAAAUUGAUAAUAAUAUGUCUUAACAUAAUAAAAAUAUAUAUAAUUUCAAAAGAGAAAUUUUUUCUUUUAUCUAAUAUCAAUACAUGCAUUCAGUAGCUGUUAGAUAUUGCCGUUCAUUGCUUGAUUGGUACUUAGUUAUCAUU
Messenger RNA from Dermatophagoides farinae (American house dust mite), 634 nucleotides. RefSeq lists its product as uncharacterized. Gene Ontology annotation, cellular component: RNA polymerase I complex; RNA polymerase III complex. Lineage: Eukaryota; Metazoa; Arthropoda; Arachnida; Sarcoptiformes; Pyroglyphidae. The record is from RefSeq and is a predicted model, not a curated record. Gene Ontology annotation, biological process: transcription elongation by RNA polymerase I; transcription by RNA polymerase III. Gene Ontology annotation, molecular function: protein dimerization activity; DNA binding.